Trifolium pratense (red clover) is the source of this 866-nucleotide messenger RNA. Its product is annotated as embryo-specific protein ATS3B. The transcript has 3 exons. NCBI's taxonomy places the organism in Eukaryota, Viridiplantae, Streptophyta, Magnoliopsida, Fabales, Fabaceae. Bases 113 to 697 code for a protein of 194 amino acids. Gene Ontology annotation, molecular function: protein binding. The record is from RefSeq and is a predicted model, not a curated record.
GGACAAACGUGAAAAGACAAAUUUGCCAUCUUCCGUCAAUUCUUCAGCUUCUUCCUCCUUCAAAUUCAUAUCAUAAAUUUCACACUUUUUGCUUUGAAAGUUAAAGAAAACGAUGAAAGAGAUCCUUUUUCUUCUUCUUCUUCUUCUUGUUGUGCUCUCGUUGGCCUUUCAAUUGACCCUCUCAGUCGCAGUGUUUGACUCCCAAUCUGCUUCUCUACUGCCUCAUGCUCAUGAAUCCUUCAAUAUCAGUUAUAUUCAGAUGAAGAACGCUGCAAGUUGUUCUUACUUGGUGGUUAUAUCUACUAGUUGUUCAUCUCCUAGGUAUACAACGGAUCAAAUCAGUAUUGCUUUUGGAGAUGCUUAUGGAAAUCAGAUAUACUCACCAAGAUUGGAUGAUCCAUCUUCUGGUACAUUUGAGAGCUGUUCUUCAGAUACAUUUCAGAUAAAUGGUCCAUGCGCAUAUCAGAUAUGCUAUGUCUACCUCUAUAGAUCUGGCUCAAGUGGUUGGAAACCCGACACUGUGAAAAUCAAUGGUUAUAAUGGCAGACCUGUUACUUUCUACUACAACACUUUCAUUCCCAGAGAUACUUGGUAUGGGUUUGAUUUGUGCAACAAUGCUGCUUCUUCAUACAAAGUAACUGCUCAGAAAUGUCUAUUAUUAGUAAUUCUGGGAUUUGUUCUAAGUUUUUUGUUGUAAUUUAUGUGCUUUUCAUCCACUACAUACAUGUCCUAUACUAGUAAUUUCUAACAAUGAAACUUUAUAGUUAAGUAUUGUAUACAGAAGUAGUAGUGACACAAAAUGUGGAAGACCCUUUACCAAGUUGGUUGAUUACUUAAUUAUGUUUGCUUUCUAGUUCCUUUUCAAA